Paramecium octaurelia is the source of this 1479-nucleotide messenger RNA. The record is from the annotation of a GenBank genome assembly. Lineage: Eukaryota; Ciliophora; Oligohymenophorea; Peniculida; Parameciidae.
AUGGCAGCUAAUUUUCAAAAAUAUACAAGAAUUGCUAUCUUUGGGUGUUUGAUAUAAGAAAUAAAUUUAGAGUUGUUAGUAAAGAUAAUUUAAAUAAUCAUAAAAAAAUUCUUUACUUUUAUUUAAAUUAGGCAAUUAUUAAAUUUUUUAUAAACCAUGAGGGAAAUUUUAGUAUUGCAAUUAGGGGGUUUUGGUAAUAAAAUGGGAGUAAAAUUUUGGGAAGAAAUGUUUGAAGAUAGUGAAUUUGGAAGUGAUAUUGAUUAACAAAACCAAAAUAAAAAUAUUUUGCUUAAUUCUUCCAAUGUCGUGUAUUAUAAUUUAAGUGAGAAGACACCACUUCCUCGAACUAUUUAGGUGGAUUUAGGACAGGAUUUACCCUACUCAAAUACAAAUUUUAAUCCAUGUAAUCAGUUUUCAUUUAAUUACUCAUCUGGCAAUAAUUUUGGAUUUGUAAAAAACAAUUGCUGCAAUUAAGUUAUUGACAUUAUUUUUGAUAGGAUUAGAUAAGAAAUAGAGUAAUGUGAUUCAUUAUAAGGAUUCUAAAUUUUUGCAUCCAUAAUCGGUGGUACUGGAUCUGGUUUAUCAGCAGUUUUAUCUCAAAAGCUUAAAGAUGAAUAUCCUAAUGCCAUUACUUAAUGUAAUUUAUUAGUUCCUUCAAUCAAUUUAAACGAUGAUUGUGUAGUUUCACCUUACAAUUUUGGUUUAGCAUUUAGUUAAUUGAUGGAUUCUGCUGAGCAAUUGAUAUUUUUCGAUAAUCAAGGAUUAAAAUAAAAUCUAAGUAGAUUAGGCAUAUAAUUUGAUUAUUAAGAUGCAAAUCUUCAUGUUGCUUAAACAAUAUGUUGUAAUUCUUCGCCAUUUAGAAAUCCUGGAGAUAUUAAUUCUAGUUUGAGAAAACUUUCAACAAAUUUGAGCCCUUUUUCAAAUUAUAAAUUGUUUACUUGCAACAUGACUAAUAAUCAAUACAGCGAUUACUAUAAGGAAUAUUUAAAGAUGGAUGAAUAUUAAAUUCUUAAGGAAUUAAUUUCAUCAAAUCACAACCAAACUAGUACUGUAUACACUAAAGGAAGAUUUCUGUCAGCUGCACUUAGUGUAAGAGGAAAGGUAUCAAAUAAGGAAUUAGAUAAAUACUGCUCUUGUUUAGACUAUUUUAUAGAAUACCAGAGACAUAGAUUAGAAGUUAGAAAGAAAUACGAAGGAAUAAAGAUGUUUUUUACUAACAUCUGUUAGAAAAAAUAUUAAAAUUAUGAAUUUUUUGGAAGUUCCAUUGUUCAUUCUUCCAGUAUUACUUAAUCACUCAGUAGUAUAAGCGAGAAAUUUAAGAAAAUGUAUCCGAAAAAAUCUUAUGUCCAUAAAUAUAUUCAAGAAGGAAUUGAGGAAUCAGAAUUUGUGGGAGCUUAAUCUAGGCUCGAUGAUACAAUAUUUUUAUAUCAAGAUACUUCGGACACAUAUUAAGAUGAAAAUGUUGAAGAUUGGGAAUGA